GUCAGAGGACUGAAGUGACCAGACUGAAGGAGCCUUACCUGAAAGAAGACUGACAUUUAUUUCAGUUCGUAAUUAACAUUUGAAAAAGUGAUAUUCGAGUAAGCUGUCAACAGUUACAUCAUGAAAAAGGCCGCAAUAAUUAUGAUGGUCCUAUCAGGAAUAUGUUUCCUUCCUGCUUGUUUUCCUCAAAUCUACCACAUUAGUCAGUCUCCAGAAACAUGGACUGUCGCUCGGAAAAAGUGCCGGAGCAAGUAUACGGACCUCGCAACAAUAGAGACGAAGCAAGACGUGCUCAAAAUAAGAACGCUCACAAAGACUCUCAGCUAUGUCUGGAUUGGACUCCAUGCUGACACGGAAUCAUGGAGGUGGUCUCUGGAAAACCAGAAUUACUUUAAUGCACAAGAGGCUGGGUUCAGGAUGUGGGAUGAUGGGGAACCCAGUGGUUCAGAAUAUUACAAAAUUUGUGUCAAGCUGCAGAACAAUGGGAAAUGGACUGUCCAGCUGUGUGAAACACCAGCCCCACUAUUCUGCUACAAUGAAGGCACAUCAAGCUUCAUCUAUGUGAAUCUAAAUAAGACCUGGAAGGAUGCUCAGAGCUACUGUAGGGAGCACUACACUGAUCUAGCCAGUGUGAGGAAUCAAUCUGAGAAUGAACAACUGAAGAACAUGCUAAACAGUGCCUCCGCAUGGAUCGGUCUUUACAGAAAUUCCUGGAAGUGGUCAGAUGGGAGUGCAUAUUUGUUGGACAACUGGGCUCCCAAAAACCCUUCCAGUUUAAUCAAAAACACAUGUGCUGGUUCCUUCUCUGGAAAGUGGUACAAUGUUGAUUGCAAUGACUACUGGAACUAUGUCUGUUAUAGAGCUGUCCAGGUGAAAAAGGUGGUAAAGUUGGUGCUGAAGAAAUCAGACUCUUCUGUGAACAUGGAGGAGGUGAAGGGAGAAAUCUUGGAAAAGCUUAUUCAGAAACUGAAGGAGCAAAACAUAGCUGGAAACGUGAAACUGAACUGGGUAAACCAGCCUGAUGGAACGAUCUUCAGCAAGAAGAAUGAAGAGUACAAGGAAGAGGAGAUAUGCACCAUCAAAUGAAGAUUUUGAUUAUCCAGCUUAGUAUUGCAUAGUUUAGGGCAUCAUAGUGUAGUGUGCCAGUGGCCAAGGUGGCAUGGCUCAUCGUUGGAUAAAGAAAAUUAUAUCACUUAUAUAUAUUAUACUAUACUAUACUGUAGCACAACUUUUGCACUGUAUUGCUUUCUAUCACACAUUAGACUGAAUAUCUCCUGAAUGUAUCAUUUGAGAAUAUGAGUAUCUUAAGGGAUGCAGAUUUUAUUUUACAGAAUAUUUCAACUCAGAUUUGCAACACUUUAUUAAAUCUAGUCCUGGCAAGUUUUCUCAAAUUUGCCAUGUAGAGAAAAAAAAAAAUGAAUGUUUGCUCUUACUCAUUUCUGUUGUUUUGGGAUUUUUUCCUUUAUUUGUGGACAUUAAAGGAAUAUUAAUCAACUCUGAUCAUUAGUUAUUCUUAAGAAAGAAGAAUAGCAGAGGUGGUAUGGAGACUGGAACGAACUGUAAUAAUUAUACUUU
This is a messenger RNA of Oreochromis niloticus (Nile tilapia), 1575 nucleotides long. RefSeq names its product putative C-type lectin domain family 20 member A. The transcript is spliced from 6 exons. Lineage: Eukaryota; Metazoa; Chordata; Actinopteri; Cichliformes; Cichlidae. The record is from RefSeq and is a predicted model, not a curated record. Bases 121 to 1086 code for a protein of 321 amino acids.